AUGUACUCCCUCCGUCCCAAUGAAAGUGUCGUUGUAGGACUCAGCGCGUGUACCAAGACCAGAGAUUCAACUCCUUGCGGCCGUGCCUCCUCCUUACCCAGCGGAUGCAACUCUGCGCCGGUCGCUCUCAUCUUCGACGCCGGGCCGCACACUCCGCCUCAGAUCGACGCCGAGCCGCACGCACAAUCUCCUUUGCCCGCGCCGUUGUUGGAGAAGAGGAGGGGGACGGAGGAGGAGAAGAUGAGGCGGCGUGUGACCUCGCCCGGGGUUGCCUCUGGCUCCACGACGGUCGAGCCGAGGCGGAGCUCAUGGGAGGAAGCCGCUAGAUUCGCCGACAGUGUAGAAGAAGAGGAGGAGGUCGUCAGAUCUUGGCGGAGGAGAAGAGGAGGGGGGCGAUUCGGCCACUUUGCCUCUGCGCGCGACCGUCUCUGCCUUGACGCCGAGUCCGCGGGCUGGAUCGGUGGCCAUGGUGGGCUGGAGCUCGCGAUGGCCAUGGCGGUGGCUACCAGGACACUUUUAUUAGGAUGGGAAGUGAGUGAAGGCGACAUGACCGGCGGUGGCGCGAGAAAAGAGCAGACGUGUGCGGUGUGCGGUGGGAGUGGGAAGGUUGUGUUCGAGAUCUCGUUCUGUUUGUAUGGCAAGUGGGUCCAGACUCCAGAGAGACACCAAAAAUUCGCAACUAGCCAAGGAGAAGGUUCGCUUGGUCAGUGGUCGCCAGCCCUAGCAAACCAAGUGGGCGGCGCAGUGAAUCAGCGUGGGCAAAUUGGGCGCGGCCACGCAGGCAAACCCUUGCGCCGUUCUCGUGCCGUCGUGUGGCUGCCACCUGUGACCGGCGUUGCCCCAGCGGAUAGACGUUGCCUAGUUGUGCAUGGGAUAGGCGACAACGGCCAGAUCAGGGCGUCUGGCAACAGUAGUACAGCGGGUGGUGCUUUUGGUGGAAAUAGGGGGGUGAGGCCUGUACCUCCUGAAAAAGGUGUAUUCCCAUUGGAUCACUUACAUGAGUGCGACUUGGAGAAGAAAGACUAUCUUGCCUGCCUGAAAUCUACAGGGUUCCAAUCUGAAAAAUGUCGGCAGUUCUCAAAGAAGUAUCUGGAAUGUCGAAUGGAGAGAAACUUGAUGGCAAAGCAAGACAUGUCAGAGCUUGGGUUCAGAAAUGUGGACGAAGCGGAUACAUCUCCUGACAUGAACAGACAAUUGGAUAGCCCUCCUAGAGAUCUGUAUGAGAAUGAAUAA
Messenger RNA from Miscanthus lutarioriparius, 1233 nucleotides. Lineage: Eukaryota; Viridiplantae; Streptophyta; Magnoliopsida; Poales; Poaceae. The record is from the annotation of a GenBank genome assembly.